UUCGUGCAAUUCGCAUAAGGUUCGUGUGUGUCACAUAAGGUUUGUACGUUUUCACAUAGUGAUUCGUGCGUAUCACAUAAGAAGAUUCGUACGAAUCUCAUAAGGUUCAUGCAAAUGCUUUAAUAGGCACCCCUGACUUAGCCUUUGUUCAUUACUAGUACCAAUUAAUUUGUUCCAAUUCUGAUCAUUGUUUUUAUUCAGGUUUUAAACAACCUUCCUCUGCAGGGAGUUUUCUACCAAAAAGCAGGCGUCUACGACCAGAUGCCAUGGCAAUGAAGCUGACAAUCAGCAUCUUCCUGUUUCUGGGACUGCUGUGGCUAACAAAUGCAGGUGAGAAAGCAGUUGGGAAUUUAUUGUUCAUUCAUGAAUCACAUUGGACUGUGACAUUGCCCAAUGCAAUGCACUGUUGCAUGAGUGUGGUACAGUGCUUCUUACUAAUCUUAGGGGUACAGACAUGUACUUGACAGAGGCGAUAGCAGCAAAUUUCAUGGGGGGAAGUAUAUUGCGGCUGCCCCCCUUGCCCACCUGUGAUGCUGUCAUCGUCAAAACCUCUGUCCCUGAUGUAACGUAAACAUCCCUCAAGUAAAUGCCUGACAUUCUCGUUAUCCAGGCUAUCCUCGUCUUCACUUUGCAGGAAAUUACCGCGCUGACACGGCCACCCUCAACAACGAUCCCGCCAACUUCAACAUCCACAAUUUUCACCCCAAGCCACCGUGUGACUUAAACAACACCUACCCACACUGCGCUUGGAACGAGAAAGGCAGCAAUGAUUUUAGCCUUGUCAACUGUUUUGUAAAAAAAGUCUGCUACAAGGAUGGAGAGUGCUCCAAAGAUGACGCUCUGGUUGGCAAACGGAUCAUUGGAAGUGAUGACACUGUGGCUGGCAAGAUGGCGAUUCUCGACCCUUUCUACGAGUUGGAAACCACCCAGGUGUUUGGUCUUUAUGUCGGCGUGGAGGACGCUUUUCAAGGCAAGUUCCAGACCAACACAGUGAUGGACAUUUGGACACGAUGUAAGAACUGUGGUGUAUAUCAAGGAAGAUCUGGGUACUAUAGCUCCGUACUCACAGAUGUCACAUGGAUGGAGGAACAAACAGGCUCCAGAUUCAUUAACGAACUUCGAUAUUACCAACAAGACAACAGUAUCAUGAACAUAAAGUUCACAUUAGAUAUCUUCCAGAAAAUUCCUACGAGACCUGGCUUCGCUCUUGGACGGGUCAUCGGAACCAUUUCAGCUGUGGAUGGAAGUCUGGGGUUGCUGCCUGAGUUCAACAGAAUGCUGUGGGGGCAGGGCCCAAAGUGGCUCUCACCAGAUCAAAACAGUACUACCAUUACCAAGGACUACAACAAUGCACCAUUCUACGUGGACAACAAGAACAAGAAGGUCAUUGUAGAUCUCAGCAACAGUCUACAAACCGACCCAGUGGGUAACUUCAUCGACCGGCAAAACCUCUUCCUUGUCAUUCUUCAAAAUAUCUCUGCUUUGACAAUGGUAGGAGGAAAGAUCACCGACUGUAGCAUUCUCCUAGACCAGCGUUGCAAUAAUUUGGGACGUAUUCCAUACACUGAGUCGGGGUUUCUAGUGGAUGAUGCGGGCAUAGCAACGUUUUGCUUGAGCCCCCUGACACACAGGAACCCCCUAAUGAUAGUGAGAGAGGAGGAGCCCUUAUGCCAGUAUUGUCCCAGACAGUGCACACCCAUCCUUGUCGAACACCUGCAUGGACUAUAUGUUGGUCCGGCAGAAGAUCGUCUUUUCCGUAUUCCGCAACCACAAACUGAGAUGAUGAGAUCGGAUGAAGAAGACGCAGGUGGAGAGGACAAAGAUGGUAAGGCAUGCUGGUCAUUGACGGUAUUUGCUGCAAAAUUUGGAGAACCAAAGGCAGGUGUUCCGCUGAGUGUUCAACCUUACCACAUACCCAACGUCACGACAGGCGAACCAGCAGAUGCAAUAGAAAUCAAUGCUGGAGACUGUAGGGGAAACGGCAAAGCUGCGACAAACGCGUAUGGCAUUGGCGCCUUUCAUUUCAAAACCGAUGGAGAAGGGCUUGAUUGCAGCCGCCGACCACCUAACAGAGAGCACUUAUUAGGCCAGUUGUACGUCUACAACGUGACCUUGUCCAAUGACAUAUCCUUCCCUCCCGAUCUCCUGACAUCGACACACUUGUACUGUAAGGUUGACAAGAAAGCCAACUACACUUGGGAUGACAUUUACCCUAUUCUUAAAUUGUACGAUAACUUUUCCCAGUCAUGAAACCACUUUUUAAUCUGGCAUCCCAAGAAAGUGUAAUAAAGCAUAAAAGAGCACUGUGUUACGCAAUGGGUCUGCCUAUAGAGAAUCCAAACCACAUGCCUGUCACUCGCGAUCUGUCUCCAGCAAAGAGAGACAUGAUCCUGGAGUGGCUAAAACAACCCCCCCAGCCAGUCCCUCCAAACCCCAGUCUGGAAUAUGUAAAGAAAAAUUUGGCGGUAGCCCUUAAGCUUGAGUGGGCAACAAUCCCCCCCUACCUGAGUGCCUACUACAGUCUCAAGGAUGACAACGAAGACAUCGCACAGCUUAUCAAGGGCAUCAUAAUAGAGGAGAUGACACACAUGUCGAUGGUGGCAAAUAUCCUUAACUUUCUUGGAGGAGAACCGAUCCUUAAUGACCCACCUAUGUAUCCAACUUAUCUUCCUGGAGGUGUCAAUCCAGGACUCAAGGUCCCAUUGUCUAAGUUUUCUUUGAAUGUCACCAAUAAUGUCUUCAUGGCUAUAGAGAAGCCAGAAUGUGAUCCAGGCAUCCUGAAUGUGCAUGAGGUACUCUUGGCAAUCCCUGCUCGCGUACGCCCUAAAGACGUGCCUGAACAAUGCCUGAACAUCAAUAACAAGGGCGAUUGUGAUCCAUUACGUGGAAAUAUCAUACAGAAGUGUGAUGAGUCGCCCAAGGACUUUGAUAAUGCUACAAUUGGUGCAGUCUAUAUUCACAAAAUCUUAUGCCCAAUGGUCAAACUAUACAACUCCACUCCAGAACUCUUCACCCCAACAGAAGAAGGCCUGAAGAAACAGGUACCCAUACCGUUUUGUGUCCUUGACAUCUGCUCAGCGAUAGAAGGUAUAAAGUACAUUGUUGGGGAGGGCGAAGGUAGCGAUCCAUGCAAUCCCUUCUUUGAAGGAGAGCUCAGCCACUAUUACAAGUUUAAGGAGAUCUGGAAAGGAAGAAAACUGACAGAGGUGAACAACACUGACAGUGCUGGAGAUGAAGAUUCUGGUGACACAUCCUCUCAGACCUGCAUGGACGGAGGCUGUGACAAUGCAGACAACAACUUUACGCCGUGUAAGAAGGAUGUAACUUGUCCAAAGAAUUACACCUUCAGCGGGGAUCCCAUACCCUUCCAUGAAGAUGGAGUGUGGCCUACCGUCCCGAACCCCAGCACCAAGCUGUACCCACCAGGAUCGAAUGUUCGCAUCCUGUCCGACAGCUUCAACAAGAAGUACACCAACCUGAUGAACUGUCUGCACGAGGUUUACAACGGCAAUCCGGGUCUAUUCAGCCAGUGUUACGCCCUGAUGACGUCUCUGACUGUGGAUGCUAAGAGACUCGUCCAGACCCCCAUAUACCCCGGUGGGCCGCAUGGUGCCCCGA
Molecule: messenger RNA, 3618 nt
Organism: Branchiostoma floridae (Florida lancelet)
Lineage: Eukaryota; Metazoa; Chordata; Leptocardii; Amphioxiformes; Branchiostomatidae
Exons: 2
Coding region: 889-2250 (453 amino acids)
Source: RefSeq, a predicted model, not a curated record